Cuscuta epithymum is the source of this 314-nucleotide messenger RNA. The record is from the annotation of a GenBank genome assembly. NCBI's taxonomy places the organism in Eukaryota, Viridiplantae, Streptophyta, Magnoliopsida, Solanales, Convolvulaceae.
GUUGUUGCUCGUCGUUGCCUCUCACAGCUCAUCUCCUUCUCCUCCAGAAGGGACACAACAGAUCCUCCCUCUAUCUUUCUUUUCACUCUUCUCUUUUUUCUCUUUUUCUUAUUCAAUUUUGGUGUUUGAGAUUGUGAUUUUGGAAGACAAAGGAGCCUACUGCAGACAAAGGAAUCCCUACUGCUAUUCAUCUCAAAUGAGUUUUAUAUUAAACUCAAAUGAGUAUACACAUAAAAGAAAUGAACAUACACAAUUGAGCAUUAAGCACAUUAAAAAUGAGUUUUAUAUUGAACUCAGAUGAGUAUACACCUCAA